Messenger RNA from Trichomycterus rosablanca, 4284 nucleotides. RefSeq names its product angiopoietin-like 2b (gene angptl2b). The record is from RefSeq and is a predicted model, not a curated record. The coding region runs from base 627 to 2150 and encodes 507 amino acids. The transcript has 5 exons. Lineage: Eukaryota; Metazoa; Chordata; Actinopteri; Siluriformes; Trichomycteridae.
AGCAAAAGUGAUGGUGACACACAGUCCAGCCGGCUAACCCUGGUGGACACUCAGUCUUCCACUAAGUACACUGGAACUUAUGGAGGUCUGGAGUAUUUUAUCUUAAAGACUAUAAUCCUUCCACGUUCAUUUUCUUUUUUUAGAUUACUUUAAUCUGACAGCCUUGGGUUGUACUUGCUGUAUUACAGGAUAUAUUUACAAAACAAGGACUUAUCGUGUUCAAGGGAACUGCAUGCAGGGAGCUUCCAGCCAAUAUUUUUGUUCCAUCCAAGAACUUGUUUGUUUGACAUAAAUUACAUAGUCUUUAGGAGGCUCGUGCUGGUGGGUCUGCUGCCUUUCACAGCCGUUUCAUCUCCUGACAGACAAAGGUGAUUUAUUAAAGGCUUGGAAGCAGGGACCUCAAGCCACAAAACUGAGGACACAUACCACAAGGAGGAACAGCAGGAGAUUAACACAGAAAGCAGACGGAGCACGGGAGACGUUGAGGGGAAUCCUAGAGCCAUACAGCAGUUGUAGUGAGUAACAGAGAGCCUUUGUGAACCUUUGUAAAACUUCCGCAGAACACUGAGUGGACCUGAAGGGCUCUUGCUGGAGGGUGCAAUUGUCAGCAGCUCACAGGUGUUACCAUGGAGCUUCCCUCCCUGUUCUUGACGUUCUUGCUUCUGAUAUGUGGACUUUUCACUGCACUGGAAGGCAGCAAUGGUGUGCAGGAGUUUGACAGCAGUGAUCAAGACCCUGAGCCUGGAUUCUCAGAAUCACGGGCCCGCCGCUCUCCAGAGCCCCCUACCCAGGACAAGUGUUCCUAUACCUUCAUCGUUCCCCAGCAGAAGGUUACAGGGGCAAUCUGCGUUAAUUCAAAGGAGCCUGAGGCAGCGGGGGAAAGUCGAGUGAACAAACAGGAGCUGGAACUUCUCAACAGUGAGCUCCACAAGCAGAAGAGGCAGAUCGAGACUCUGCAGCAGCUUGUGGAAAUGGAUGGUGGAAUUGUCAAUGAGGUGAAGCUCUUGCGCAAAGAGUCUCGCAACAUGAACUCUCGAGUGACACAACUUUACAUGCAGCUCCUGCACGAGAUUAUACGCAAGCGUGACAAUGCACUGGAGCUUUCUCAGCUUGAGAAUAAGAUUCUGAACCAGACUUCAGAGAUGCUGCAGCUUACAAACCGCUACAAAGAUCUGGAGCACAAGUACCAGCAUUUGUCAUCAUUGGCCAACAACCAGUCAGCUCUCAUCGCUCUACUUGAAGUACAGUGUCAAAGGAGUCCCCCAGUGAUGGGUCCUAGACAGCAUCCACAACCUCAACCCCAGCCACAACCUCAGCCAAGACCCCCUCCACCCGUCAACAAGCCAUUUCAGCCACCAACCUAUAACCGCAAUAAUCAGAUAACCAAUGAGAUCCAGAGUGAUCAAAACCUUAAAGUACCACCACCUCCACUACCUACUAUGCCAAGUGGCACUCAUGACCCUUCCACCACCAACAAGCCCUCAGGCCCUUGGAAAGACUGUCUCCAGGCCAUGGAGGAUGGCCAUACCAACAGUGGCAUGUACUUGGUGAAGCCUGAGAAUACCAACAAGCUGAUGCAGGUUUGGUGUGACCAGAGACAAGACCCUGGAGGCUGGACGGUCAUCCAAAGACGAAUGGAUGGCUCAGUAAAUUUCUUCAGAAACUGGGAGACUUACAAACAAGGCUUUGGAAAUAUAGAUGGUGAAUACUGGCUAGGUCUGGAGAACAUAUACUGGAUUACUAACCAGGCCAACUACAAGCUUCUGGUAACUCUGGAGGACUGGACAGGCCGAAAAACAUACGCAGAAUACGCCAGCUUCAGGCUGGAACAUGAGACCGAGUUCUACAAGCUAAGAGUGGGCCGUUACCAUGGCAACGCGGGCGAUUCUCUCACCUGGCACAAUGGCAAGCAAUUUACCACGCUGGACAGAGACCAUGAUGCAUACACAGGUAACUGUGCCCACUACCAGAAGGGAGGUUGGUGGUAUAACGCUUGCGCUCACUCCAACCUGAAUGGCGUCUGGUAUCGGGGAGGGCACUACCGCAGCCGCUACCAGGAUGGAGUUUACUGGGCCGAGUUCAGAGGAGGAGCCUACUCCCUAAAGAAAGUAGUGAUGAUGAUCCGGCCCAACCCCAACACUUUUCACUGAAAGCCAUACAACUGAUGCCGACAAGCUGAACACCCAGUACACAUCGAAAAUCUGAUCUGAUUAUUACGUGCAUGUAUUCGGAUAAGGGAAAUGCUAAGAUGAAAAGAUGUCCACAUUGAUAAUAAAAAGAAUACAGAUCCCUCAUGAAGAAGACAUUAGCCUCCCUAUCCUGCUUGUCAGUAGUGUCUAUUCUGUUAAAAGAUUUAACAUUAUAAUUCUAACAUUUUGUUUACUGAGAAGUGAGUGAAGGAUAUACAAUCCAGUCCCACAUACUAUGCUUUUCUUAAUUUGUCUAAUAAAAUAUCUUGACGUGACUAGUUAGUGCAAAAUGUAACAUUUCACACCUAGACAACCUAGAAUAUAAAAGAGAAACAGACUGAAGAUAAAAACAAGAAAAAGCUCAGGUAAGGGAUGCAUCUAGUUCUUUUUUUAUCAGUACUUUAUGUAGUAGAUGGCAAUGGCCAUUAUCUAAAUAGUAUUUAGUCGAGCUUCCUGUGAUUGCAGCCUGUACUCCAAAGUUUACUUUUACAGAAACAUGAAUAUUAUUAUUUGAAAUAUUUUAACUUGAAAAUGUUCUCUAAUAGGCCAAAAGGCUAAAACGUCUUAUGGUCUUCAAACCUAUAGCAUGACAUAAUAUUAGCAAGAUAUGAAGGCAGGAAAUAGACCAAAAAUGGGACAGCACUGCAACAAGCAAACAAGUAUCACAAUCUGAACCAAAUUCCAAGCCAUGUUUACAUAUAAAUAUUAAAAAUGAUUCAGGAAUUUAGACAAGCUGUAUUAAACAUUUGAUACAUAUACUGUAUUUAAUAAAGGCAAAUUCUAUCUGUUAAGAGCAUUACCAUCUAAAUAUCAUCUUGAAUCAGACUUCUACUAGACAUCUACUUCUACUAGACAUCUACUGCUAAUAUCAAUUUAAUUGUCUCUUUUUUUAUAUAUUCUUUCUUAAUACAUUUUCUCCCCAUUUCCUCUCUGUUUAGCGUGAUACAUGGGCAGCAUGCCUUAUGCAUUUUAUCACCUGCACUUUGACGAGAACACUGCAGCUCAGCGUUGUGUACGGAGAGGACACACCCUGAGAGCACUCUUUUCUCAUCUCUGUGCAGGCGCCACCAAUCAGCCAGCAGAGAUCGUAAUUGCACCAGUCAUGAGAGAGAGACCCCAUCCGGCUUAGUCCCGCCCAUAUCCGAACAACAGGCCAAUCGUUGUUCAUGUGGCCACUCAGCCUUAGACGGCAGGCGGAGCUGAGAUUCGAUACGAUGUAUUCGAGAUCCCAGCUCUGGUUCCAGCGUGUGUUUUUACCACUGCGCCACCUGAGCGGCUCAAUUUAAUUGUCAUUGAUGCAAAUCAUGUAAAAUCAACUACAAUGCCAAGAGGAGUACAUUCCACCUACAAAAAUGAGUGAUUAAAUUAUUUAAAAGCAAGACUCGUGUGGUGCUUUAUAUCUCACACACUCACUUUCUUAACCGCUUAUCCAAUUAGGGUCGAGGGGGGUGCUGGAGCCUAUCCCAGCUUUUCAAUGGGCACAAGGCACACAGUAACACACAUACACACUGACUGCAUGGUUUUUGACUGUGGGAGGAAACCGGAGCUCCCAGAGGAAACCCACGCAUACACAGUGAGAACAUACAAACUCCGCACAGAAAGGACCCAGACCGCCCUGCCUGGGGAUCAAACCCAGGACCUUCUUGCUGUGAGGCAACACUUCUACCCACCGAGCCACUGUGCCGCCCACUGCAUGUCUUAAAAAAUUAAUUAUUAAUAACAAGAGAAAAAGUAUUAGAAAUGCCAGCCGCUGGUUAUACCUUUAUAUUAAUUUCAGCAAUAACAUCAGGUAUCCUGCAGUAUGUCUUUGUGUCACCAUGCUUUCAGGUUUGUCUUAGAUAAAUCAAAUAUUGUACAUAGUGUAUAAAUGUUAAAAUCAAAUGUAAACCCAACACACUUUUUGUAUAUAAUUAUAAUUUUGUAGUAAUAAAGAAUCAUGUAAAGCCUGUUGUACAGGUAUGUGCAAAAUGUAAGGUAUGUCGUAAAAACAGCAUCAACUAUUGUACUGAUAUUGUACGUUUAAGUAAAUAACAACUUGCUAUACACAAAAGGCUGCUUGUAAGCUGAGCUUGUGUAAUAAAAUGAUUUGAUCUGA